Molecule: messenger RNA, 5840 nt
Organism: Oncorhynchus gorbuscha (pink salmon)
Lineage: Eukaryota; Metazoa; Chordata; Actinopteri; Salmoniformes; Salmonidae
Product: semaphorin-3B-like
Exons: 18
Coding region: 433-2841 (802 amino acids)
Biological process (GO): negative chemotaxis; semaphorin-plexin signaling pathway; axon guidance
Molecular function (GO): semaphorin receptor binding; chemorepellent activity
Source: RefSeq, a predicted model, not a curated record
GAGAGAGAGAGACAGAGAGAGAGAGAGAGAGAGAGAGAGAGAGAGAGAGAGAGAGAGAGACAGAGAGAGAGUGUGUGUGAGAGAGAGAGCGAUAUUCUUUCUACAUUUCUUUACUCUGGACUCUACUGCUACACCAUGGCACCUGUCACGGACAGAGAAUCACGGACCUAGGAGCGCCACAUUGCCAGGAACACACAGAUAGCAAGACAGUACAAAGGUUCCAGUGCCACUGUGAGAAGCUUCUUCAGUCCCGUUGGAGCUGAGAGGUGUGCGGUACGACAGACGCAGAACGGGGGAACGCCACACAACGCCCCGAAGACUGACGUCCGUUUUGGAGAGGAGAGCGACGACAACUAGCUGUUCGUUGCUACGACAACAACCAGACCCAUUUCAACCCGAGGCGCGCCAGGCUAGUGCCAACCCCAGGACACCAUGAUGGUGGCAGUGACGAUGAUGACGACGUGGGGCUCCCUGCUCCUCGUGGCCUCCCAGGUCUCAUCCAGCGGAAUCCCCAAGACCAGCGCCUACUCUUCACCCUCCUUCUCCUCACACCCAUUCUCCUCUUCCUCGUCCUCCCCUCGCAUGAAGCUCUCCUACAAAGAGCUGCAGCAGUUCCACGGCGUGCGCCGGUUCGAGCUGGAGCGUUCGUGCUGUUUCAGCGCCCUGUUGCUGGACGAGGAGAGGGGGCGGCUCUUCGUGGGCUCACGCAACUUCCUGCUGUCACUCAGCCUGGAUAACAUUGCCAAGCAGGAGCACAAGAUCUACUGGCCGGCCCCUGUGGACUGGAGGGAGGAGUGUAACUGGGCAGGAAAGGACAUCAACACAGACUGUGUGAACUACGUGAAGAUGGUCCACCACUACAACCGCACUCACCUGUACACCUGUGGAACCGGAGCCUUCCAUCCCACCUGCGCCUUCGUAGAGGUGGGACAGAAGAUGGAGGACCACGUGUUCAGGAUCGACCCGUCCAAAAUGGAGGAUGGGAAAGGGAAGAGUCCAUACGACCCCCGUCACCCUGCAGCCUCGGUGCUGAUAGGUGAUGAGCUGUAUGCGGGCGUGGCCACUGACCUCAUGGGUAGAGACUUCACCAUCUUCCGCAGUCUGGGGGGACGACCCUCCAUUCGCACCGAACAACACGACUCACGCUGGCUCAACGAGCCUAAGUUUGUGGGUUCGUUCUGGGUGCCGGAGAGUGAGAACCCAGACGAUGAUAAGAUCUUCUUCUUCUUCCGGGAGACAGCGGUGGAGGCUCAGGGCCUGGGGAAGUCCACCUACUCCCGUAUCGGACAGCUCUGCAGGAAUGAUAUGGGUGGCCAGCGUAGUCUGGUCAACAAGUGGACCACGUUCUUGAAGACUCGUCUCAUCUGUUCUGUGCCGGGCAGUGACGGCAGUGACACCUACUUUGACGAGCUCCGGGAUGUGUUCCUGCUGCAGACCAAGGACAGGAAGAACCCUCUGGUCUACACUGUCUUCUCUACCUCCAGCAGUGUAUUCAAGGGAUCAGCCGUGUGUAUUUACACCAUGAAUGACAUCCGCAGGGCCUUCUUGGGGCCCUUCGCCCACAAAGAGGGUCCAAACUACCAGUGGGUCCCCUUCCAGGGCAAAGUCCCCUACCCACGCCCUGGCAUGUGCCCCAGCAAGACAUUCGGCAGCUUCGAGUCCACCAAGGGUUUCCCUGACGACGUGAUCCAGUUUGCCCGUCACCACCCUCUCAUGUUUAACCCCGUGUACCCCCUGAACCGCCGGCCCGUCUUCCUGAGGACCAACGUAGACUACAGCUUCACCCAGAUCGCUGUGGACCGGGUGGGCGCCGCAGACGGGCAUUAUGAUGUCAUGUUCAUUGGCACAGACAAAGGGACGGUGCUGAAAGUGAUCUCUGUACCGAAAGAGAGCUGGAACAACAUGGAGGACCUGCUACUGGAGGAGCUAGAGGUGUUCAAGGAUGCCUCAUCCGUCAUCAACAUGCAGAUAUCCUCAAAACGGCAACAGCUGUAUGUGGGCUCAGACACGGGUCUGGCCCAGGUUCCUCUGCAUCGCUGCAGUAUCUAUGGGAAGGCCUGUGCUGAGUGCUGCCUGGCCAGAGACCCCUACUGCGCCUGGGACGGCACCUCCUGCACCCGCUACCUACCCAACACCAAACGGCGUUUCCGUCGUCAGGACGUGAGGAAUGGAGACCCCAACACCCUGUGUUCAGGAGACCACCACAAGCACCGGGUGGCAGAGAGGAGGCUGUUCGGGGUGGAAGGAAGCAGCACCUUCCUGGAGUGUAUCCCCAAAUCCCUGCAGGCCAGAGUGACCUGGACCUUCCAGAAACAACCCCACAACGCCAAGGAAGAGCCGCGUCUGGAUGACCGUGUGCUGCAGACAGAGCGGGGGCUGUUGGUGAGGAGGGUACUGAAGCGGGAUGUGGGCCUCUACCAGUGCCACGCCAUGGAGCACGGCUUCACCCAGACCCUACUGGGCAUCACCCUGGAGGUAGUACCCUCCUCCUCCUCUUCCUCACCGCCCGCCGACCCUCUCCUUCGAUUAGACCCCCGUAGCGGAGGCGGUGGCCCACCUUCCACCAAUCAGAAGCUGUGGUACCGGGACUUCAUGCAGCUGGUGGACCACCCAAACCUCAGCACCGUGGAUCAGAUCUGUGAGCAGGUGUGGGCGCGCAAGAGCGCCCAAUCGGACAAGAGCUUCCCGUCUUCUCCCGACAAACAGGCCCCGCCCAUCGGUCCCGUGGUCCGGCCCCCUAACAAGAAGUGGAAGCAUCUGCAGGACAUCCGCAAGGGGAGGAACCGCCGAACCCACGACGGGAAACCCUCCCCACGAGCACCACGCAGCGCAGGGGAGUGACAACAGAGAGAGAGGAGAGAAAGAAGGAGAGAGACUGAGGGUGGCGAGAGAGGGAAGAGAGGGAAGAGAGGGAAGAGGAAAAGAGAGAGACAGAGACUGAUAGAGACCAAGGACUUCUGGAGGGUGUCAACACAUACACAGCACCUCCUUCUUUGUGAAUAUUUAUCUUCCGACACCCCACUAGCUACUGCCCCAUGAUGCUUCACUCUGCCCUGACCCCUGACCCCCGAUUAGCUUGUACCGCCCCUUAUUAUUCCCCCUAUCUUUAUUCUCUGUCCCAGCUCUCAAUCCCUUUGGGUGUACUCUCCUGGAGAACUUCUGAUGGAGACCUCACCUCUACAGAAUAGACUGAACAGAGUCCCCAAGUGAAACGAUGGCUCAGUGUAUGUCACUCAAUCUCUCAACUGGAAUUACAACUGGCUCGUAACCGGAAUAUCCGAAUGGAAAAAGACACACAUACACACCACAGGAGGUUGGUGGCACCUUAAUUAGGGAGGACGGGCUCGUGGUAAUGACUGGAGUGGAAUCAGUGGAACGGUAUCAAACACGUGGUUUCCAAUUGUUUGACGCCAUUUCAUUUGCUCCGUUUCCGGCCGUGUUUACGAGCCGUCCUCCCCUCAGCAGCCUCCUGUGAUACACGUUUACAACCCGAGGCGAGGUUUACAACCCGAGGCCUUUGAUAACACGGACUACAAAUUGUGAGAUGGGACAAAAACAAUGGGCUCCGCAGACCUCCAAACGCACCUUGAUCAACUUAGGUAUAAUCACAUUUCAGGUGUUUUGCAAAGAGAGCAUCACGUAGAUGUGUGCUUUGUGACAGAUGCAGUCUUUGAUAUUCUUUUUUUUGGUCCAAACCACUACAGAUAGGAGAAAGCACUACUGUCAUUCCAGGGUGCACUACUGUCAUUCCAGGGUAUAGAGAGAGCUGUUCCAAUGAGGUGAGAUUCUGAAGCAGAGCGAGAGAGAGAGAGUGUACAGGAGCAAUACAAUGGUUCCAUUGUGAUUCUAUUUUACAAAAUGGCUAACAAGGUAGAGGAAGUGGGCGAUGUUCUACCUGUAUGUUUAUGGGCUGACAAGGUAGAGGAAGUGGGCGAUGUUCUACCUGUAUGUUUAUGGGCUGACAAGGUAGAGGAAGUGGGCGAUGUUCUACCUGUAUGUUUAUGGGGUGACAAGGUAGAGGAAGUGGGCGAUGUUCUACCUGUAUGUUUAUGGGCUGACAAGGUAGAGGAAGUGGGCGAUGUUCUACCUGUAUGUUUAUGGGGUGACAAGGUAGAGGAAGUGGGCGAUGUUCUACCUGUAUGUUUAUGGGCUGACAAGGUAGAGGAAGUGGGCGAUGUUCUACCUGUAUGUUUAUGGGGUGACAAGAAAAAUCUUUUGUGUUUUAUUUAGUCAUUUAUUUAAAUGAUCUGUGUGUAUCUUCUGACUCCGAUGACUUGUGUUGUGUGCUGAUACAUUUACAUGGGGGGAGAUGGUUGAGAUGGUUCAAGUGACAGGCUGCACAACAUCAAUGUGGACGUGGCCAAACAAUAGUGGGCUUUGAAUACGACGUCCCAACUUUGGGCAAAAAGCAUGAUAUUUAUAUGUGAAAAGAAAACAUCUCAAUUUUUUUUUCUCCAAAUGGUACAUACAUAUGGUUCUUUUAGGCUUACACUGUUUGCCUAGGUAAAUGAUCAGUAGCUGUGUGCGUGCGUGCGUGCGUAAAUAAACGUCCCUCCCUCCUGUGCUGUGUCUGUAGGCCCAUCUCUGAGUGUCAAUUUUACAGCAUGUCUUUGAUGCCUUCAGUUCAGCGAAACACAUUUGUCCUCUGUGAAAUGGUGUGAGUAGAUCGCCACCUAGUGUCCUUUCCGUGUAUAGGCCUAGUCCAUUAACUUCCUACGGUACGAUUCAAUACAGUCUGUUUUGUCGGCUUCUUCAAAUAAAAACGUGCUUUAAAUGUUUCUCCUUUUACCAGUGAAGUCUGUGAGAGCGUACAGAUGUGAGGAAUCCCGCCUUUUACUUAUAGCUGCUUAAUAAAGGUGUAAUUAUUAACUUUUGAACGACUGAGGACAAUAAGUUAGGUGGGCUGUAGUUUUGUGCUCUCCAAUUGCAUGACCAAGGUUAGGGACUAGACGGUGCACAAUGGAGACUUUGGCUGCCUAUCUGAAUAGCACUCAGGGCCCAUAGGGUCCUGGUCAAAAGUAGUGCACUAUAUAGGGAAUAGAGUGCCAUUUGGGAGACACCCUUUGAGAGGCGAGAGGGUCUUGUGUUCAAUAUGCUCACUAUGGUUAUCCUAUGUAUUCAUGUGGACAAAAUAAGCUAAUAUGUUGUGGUGGAUAUUUUUUUUUCUUUUCAUGUCGAGACUUGGGGCUCUAUUCAAUCUGUAUCGAUGAAGCGUUACAGAAUGCGCGACAGAAACCUAAAGGCGAUUUCCAAUCGAGGUGACAAAUGCAGUGUUUCCUGUGAACGCAGUCUCUGCUAAUGCGGGGACGUUGCUUUUAGAUUGCUGUCACGCUAAACUACAGCCUUACCGAUUGAUUGGAGCCCUUGCAGUUGUACCAUACACGUUCUGCAAAAGCUAUCAUCAUUCAAAAAAACACUCGGUAAAUGUUGAUCCGGUUGUCCAAUUAGCAUCAUCGUUCUUCACGCUGCCCUCCAACCGCUGAUCCUUUCUAUUCCAUGCUAUGUUACGCACCCCAACUGUGUGUGUGUGUGUGUGUGUGUGUGUGUGUGUGUGUGUGUGUGUGUGUGUGUGUGUGUGUGUGUGUGUGUGUGUGUGUGUGUGUGUGUGUGUGUGUGUGUGUGUGUGUGUGUGUGUGUGUGCGUGUGUGCGUGCGUGCGUGCGUGCGUGGAGGAAAGGAGAUCUCUUUACAUAUUGGCUUAGGAGGAGAGGUAGUCUGUAGAAACAGUUCAAAGUUCAGAGGCCAAAGUUGACAUGGUGCACUGUAUUACUUCCAGAGUUCUUUGUGGAUUGUUGUGCCGAAUUGUUUUUGAUUAACACAAUAAAGUGCCCAGUUACUUUA